CACUGUAUCUUUAAAAAGAAGAAGCCUUAUGUUUGACACUUGAGCACAUUUGGCUGAUAUUACUUCUUUACUUAAAUGGAGGACUUUCACCCCCAUUGCCUAAAGACACACCCUCCUGAGCCCCCUUCCUGAGCUAUCGAGGCAAAUAUGGUCAGUACCGUCAGUUGGACCGGAGCAGUCAGGAGCCCCCCUCCUCUAAUCCACUUCUUACGCAGAUUAACCUUUAUGGGUUAUGUGACUGCUUGGACAGAGGUGGAACCAUAACAAAAGCUGAGAGGAGAAAAUCGGGGACCCUGAUCUGCUGUUGAUAUCUUCGGCCACCAUGGCUUCCACCCCUUCUGCGUCUGCCUUGUCUGCUGUGCUCCGGUGUCGGGGGAAUAUCUGGGCCAGGAAUCCGCCGACCAAGCGGCCUGCCACCUCGGCGUACAGCCUCGGACUGGCCGGCGGCGUGGUGCGCGACUCUCCAGCUGAGGAGGAGUCAGUGUGGGAGGCUUUUCUCCGAGGAGAGCGCGUAAUUAUGGGAAGGAGACUGGCUGUGGCGUAUGAGUGUCCCCGGGUUGAUGGUACAGUCCGAAGGGGAAAAGAUUCAGAGGACAUGAAUAAACUGUGUCACCCCAAACUUUCGCAAUCCCCAGGGCACGCGCGCUCAGAUGUGCAUGGUGUCCCAAACGCGCUGGUGCGUCAGCUGACACGCACACUGACACCCAACCUGCCAGGAGUAGAUAAAUGCUCUAAAAUUAUACAUAGGAUAAAGUAUGGAACCAAUGCUGCGCAUAUCUGCAAAGUAGUCUUCGUUCGAGAAUGCAGGGAAUCACCAGCAGGAGUUUUCAAAGUGUCCAUAACAUCUCCGUGUUUGGUGCAAAAUACAGGACAAAUACCGUCUUUCAUGUCAACUGGCUGGUCAACACUGAAGAGCACGUGCUUGUCUCUGACUACUCUGGUGUCAGAGUUAAUAUUUAUGAAGCUGGUGUGCAGGUCGAGCAGCAACCAAGAUGAUGCCCCUCAGCUUCUCCUGAACCAACAGGGGGACAGAGUCUGCAGAAACUUAGACCUGCACGCAAAUGGACAGACCCCCAGCCACCGCACUGAUCUCACCCCCACCAGCAGCGUCUCAGGACAGAGGAUCACAGAGGACAGACCUGACUGAGAGUCCAAGGCCUCAGCACCAAAACACACACUGUGUUCUAACCUAAUUUAUUGACUUUCACAAAACACACAUGCUACAUUUGGACUUCAGCCCCCCUGCUGUAAAACAAGAACAACAAGAUGUGGAUGUUUUGCUGCACUUUUUUUUGUUCCAGUAUUUAAGGAAAAGUCAGCAAUACUGUAAGAAUAAAAACAUGUGAUACAUGGCCCACAUGCAAUGUUUGUAGUCCUGUUUUACUUCAAGUUUCUCAGGCCUCCUGCUGGAUGAUUAAAUAAUUACAGUGGA
Notolabrus celidotus (New Zealand spotty) is the source of this 1432-nucleotide messenger RNA. RefSeq lists its product as uncharacterized. The record is from RefSeq and is a predicted model, not a curated record. NCBI's taxonomy places the organism in Eukaryota, Metazoa, Chordata, Actinopteri, Labriformes, Labridae. The transcript is spliced from 2 exons. Bases 323 to 1147 code for a protein of 274 amino acids.